UGUAAUAAAGAUAUUUUCUGCAUUCCCAUCAGGAUUCUGAGACAGCCUUCAUUAAAGAGAGAGAAGUUUUCUCCGUGAGAGAGGCAGCAGUGAGCUACAAAGGAAUCUGAGACAUCGGCUCCAUUCAACCUGCUUGCAUCAGACUGGCUCAAGACAUGAAGCCGCUUUUUUUGACAUUCAUUUUUUUAGCAUUUGCAACUCAGACUGCAUAUGCCGUUUCAGAUUCAGAUGAAUCUCUGGUUGACCCAUUCAUUCAAAGUGCUCUCCAGGAAGCCAAGAAAAUGGUGGAUGAAGCCUACAAAUAUUCAAGAGAUGUAGAUCUUUUAAAAGUCAAGAAAAAAGAGUUAACACCAUAUGAGCUGCUCUGUUUUUCAAUGAGGCCAAUGGAAGAGACCAGAACUGCAAUACGUGCAGCUGAGUACAUGGAGGCCACCCUUGAUAUAAUCCGGCAGAACAUGAGCAGGAUCCACAAACGCUCAUUGGGUGCUACAGAUCAUUUGUCACCUGAAGAUCUGGAGGCGAUUGCUCGAGUCACUGGCUGUGCUGCCCAAAUUGCACUGCCGUCAUGCAACACAAUUCCCUUCGUAGACCAAUACAGGACCAUCUCCGGUGUGUGCAAUAACAAGACAAACAGUCGGCUUGGUGCUUCAAACACCCCUUUUUCACAGUUGCUGCCUGCCCAAUAUGAAGAUGGCAUCUCCAGUCCACGCGGUUGGACUUCAGCAGUCAAGUACUCAGGCUUCAUCCUUCCUUUGGUUCGUGAAGUCUCCAAUAAAAUUUUACAUACUGCAAAUGAAGACUUGCCUCAAGAUAACUUAUACUCAUCCAUGCUGGCACUGUUUGGGCAAUGGAUAGGACUUGACUUGAGCAACACCGCCAUGUCUCGAAGCAUUCGGUCCUUCAGCGAGGGAAUUGACUGCAGCACGUCCUGUCAGCAGGCUGAACCCUGCUUCCCUAUUGAG
Messenger RNA from Polypterus senegalus (gray bichir), 962 nucleotides. RefSeq names its product myeloperoxidase-like. Gene Ontology annotation, molecular function: heme binding; peroxidase activity. The transcript has 7 exons. Lineage: Eukaryota; Metazoa; Chordata; Cladistia; Polypteriformes; Polypteridae. Gene Ontology annotation, biological process: response to oxidative stress. The record is from RefSeq and is a predicted model, not a curated record. The annotation marks the transcript as partial.